UCGAGUCGGAUUCGCCGCAGACAUUCGGCCCGAGUCUGCCGAGCGCGCUGCGUGUGUUCCGCGCUCUCCGCCACACAAACUUUACUCGCUUCCACGAUCGUGAAUCAAGUGCACUUUAUGAACAAACAGUUUUCACUCGACUCGAACCAGUGACAGUUUUUGUGUUGUUUUAUUUUGUUUUGUGAACACAUUGGAGGUGCCCAAUAUUCCGAUACCGGCUAUUGGGCUGCGCCGGCGCCACACCACGGACGCUAGUUAUGAUGUGAGCGGCGCACAGCACCGCGCGUCUCCCAAGGUGUCUGCGAUGUGGUACGUGUGGUGCGCGUUAUUGUGGUCGUCCUGUGCGCUGGGGGCGGCAGUGGUACCCGAGGGUACGACGGAGGCGGCACCGGUGGCGACGACGUCGGAGGCGCCGCGCACGCUGGACCGGCAGGCCUCCGAGCUGGCCUGGCGCUCCUGGCUCAAGAGUCCCGAGAGCGGCAACCCCAGCGCCCCGCCGAGGAGGAUCAUCACAAAGUCCCUCUUCAUCACCCCUUAUGUGUGCCCUAAAGGACAACGGCUUGACAGAAACGGAUGCGUUCAGAUGGUGACGGUGAACAAAGACGAGCACGAGCGCAUCCUGCUGGAGCAGCUGAACGCGCUGUUCACGUCGCCGCCGAGCGAGGUGCUGUACGACUACGGCGACGAGGAGGCCGGCCCGCUGCAGCUCUCCAUCCCCAUCGGCCUCGACCCCCAGGCCGCGCCCCUGCACUCCCACGAGCCAGCCCCAGAGGCUCACGACCAGCAAAUGAACGUAGUCAAAAAAGAUGAAAACAAACUUAACAACGAUGCGAGCAUAGAAGCUGAAUUGGAACUUCUGAAACUGCAGCAUUCGAAACCAGAUAACGAUACUGCCUCGCUCGGGGGCGCCGGCGUCCUCAAUCACAACGUGUUGAACAACUUCCUACCGUACGCGGAUAAACCGAAGCGAGACAGCCCCGCAGUCAAUGAAACUGAGUCAUCUCAAACUAACACUACUGACCUAGGGCAGAAGGAGCAAGUUUAUGGACACGUUAAUGUCGACCCAGUCGUUUACGGUACGGAAUACCAAAACCAACAAUAUGACGAUUUACCUAAAGAGACAGAAGUUACAACUGAACAAACAACAGAGUCAGCGCCGAUACAAGUUAAUGAGACAACCGUUAACAAUACCGACGUACACAAGAAUAAUAGUGUUAUUUUAACGCCUGUUAUGAAUCAAACAAAAGAUGACGUCUCUACUGAAAAAUCUGACAUAAGCACUAAUUUAGAUGAACAUCUGACAAAGGAUAAAACUAAAUUGAGCCCCGAAAGUGAGUAUUCCGACAUCGGAGAAGCAAUAAAAUUGAUCAGUCGCUACGCUGAGGUAACAACUGACGACAAUUUUGCCAAAGAUCAGAAGAAAUACGCUUCGAAAGAUGAUAGCGUGCUCGGCACCCGAACCAAACCACUACAGCAUCGGCGCAAUAAGCCAUCGGAUCUGGCCGAUCCGCCAUUACCAAUUCCGCAUGUUUUCCCGCAAGACAGCAAGGAAAAGCCGAUAUCGACAGGUUACGCGCCUAGCGAGGGUUACUACCGCUAUCCCUGGACAAGUCAACAUACCGUCACCCCUCCACCGAAUUACCCGUUCCGUCAUUUACAAGAUUACUGGCCCGACAGGCGGCCAGCGGGCGGGGUCUACGCGGGCGUAGGCCACGAGAACCCCAGGAGACACCACCACUCGUUCCCGCACAGCUACUACCGGCCGCACGGGCUGGCGGACGCGGCCGCGCCCGCGCCGGAGCUGGCGUACAAGAGCCGCGCGGGCGCCGUGCGCGCCCACAACCAGGACCUCUACACCCUGCUCGGUCUGAGGCACUGGUUCAGCAGCGAAAGUACUUCAAAAAGAUAGCUCACUUCCCCCGACGCUAGACAAUUCGAUGUUACCCGACGACUUAUAAUGGAAGCUAUGGAAGAAAUGUCAUAGAAAGUAAUACGAAUAAACUUAUUACUCCAAACAUAGGCGGAAAGUAGCGACUUUAUUAGCGAAUGUACUUAUAACGAUCUUUGGUCCUAUCUGUUUGAGUUUAACAUUUCUGUCGAUAGCUUUCAAUAUAUUAGCCUAUUUAUUUUAAAGCCAAAUAUUACAGUCAUACAUAGUUAAGUUUUUAUUAGCUGUUUAAGUUUUGUAAAUACGCCUACUUAUACAAUUUAAGUGUUUCGUCUUGCUGAGUAUUAUCGUUGUUUAAUUUAAAUGUAAAUUGUUUAUGAAUUAUCAAUUACUAAUUUAAAUUAUAUUUAUUCGAUGUAAUUACUUUGAUGUUAUUUUCGUUGUGAACUGUGGUAGUGUGUGUAGUAGAUGUUUGGUGUAUAGCGACGUUGUCUUAGUUUACAAUGAACGUAGGUACUGGCGCUGGCUUGCCUAAACCCCUUUCAAGGAUAAUAUCAAAUGAUCAGAAAUUGCUUAAGGUAAUAUAAAUAUUUGUGUUAUUUACAAAGUAGGUAGAUAAUAAGUUUAGUAUACAGAUUCUUCAGACAAUAACUUUGUGAUUUUCGAUACCUAUUAAAACCCACCUUCGUCCGAAAUUCCUAACAAUUAUCCUUGAAAGGAACCGUUUAACUUUAAAUAUAUUGGUUCAUCGGAGCCUCACUUAGACUUGCCUCAUAUUUUAUAGAAUUUUAUGAGAUUGAAGGACGUCUGUUCCUGAAUAAUUUUAAGCUCUUGGAUGUAUAUUAUGUAUAAUUUUCGUACACUCUCAAUAUCUUUAAUUUUCAAAAUGUAUUAGUUUCGUGUAUUUUUAACGUAUUGUUUAACUACUCAUAAUUUGUCUACCGAACUAUUACAAAUACAUAUAACGAUCCCACCAAAGCUUAGAUUAAGUAUUAGAAUAUCUAAUAGUGACGCAUUGGUGCAUUUUAUCUGACUAAUACAAAUUAACUAUAUCAAUUAACGAAUUAUAUUGACAUAGAAAAGUGGAUGUAUUUUUCAGUAAUAUUGAAUGACUAUUUAAAAUAUAUUAUCAAUGAAGCAAUAUAUUUUUGUAAUAGUCUUAAUACGACUAGGAAUUCGGGCCAUUUCCUGACAGUUAUAAUCAUCAAAUUUAAGUUUAAUACCGGUCACGUUUGCAUCCACUCGCGUAUAUUUUAUCUUGAAGAGUUUUGGGGUUAAAAUGUGUACCGGUUCAAUUUUUUAUAUAAAAUUGUAAACCCAAAUUACCAAUCAUUUUGAAAAGCAAAAUUAUAGUUAAUUCAGACAAUGUACUAUCGAAGGCGUACCAAUGUGAAAUGGAAUUGGUAGGUAUAUAUUUACUUUUUUUCUUUAUAUCAAUCUAUGGACACUGUUUCUAACUUCUUAUUUCAGUAGGUACAUCGAUGAAACUUACUUGUGAUAUGGAGCAUAAUCAAGAUUUGGAGAUAAAUCUAACUAAGCGACCAUUUUAUUUGCAAAUUUCUUCUGUGUGUCAAGUACCUAAAGUCACCUAAUAAUAAUAAAUCAUUUAGAUUAUGAACCAAACUACCUGUGUAAUUAGGUACCAACUGUCAGUUAAAUAUUAGGUAUUUCUUUCUUCUUUUCAACUGUUUAUAAGACUUAAUGGAAGUGUUGACGUAAUUAAGUAUAGUAUUUCGUCAGUCACAAAUCGCAACCAGUGGAUUCACUUUAUAGUAAAGUACAAAAUACAUCUUCAUACUCAUACUUUUAAAAAGAGACUUACCCAAAGUAUUGCGUAGGUUCUCAUCUCAUUCCAUAUUUCUAAACAUGUCGCGUCUUUAUAUAAAGUCCACGUCACGAGCUGCAAGACCGGAGCCGUCUUGGCAACUCUUCAAUUCCUGAUUGCGACUGUUUUUGCGCUAAAAACGGCUUGCGUAGGCCCGGCCCGAGGAUGUGCAUCGUCAAAAUCUUGCACAAAUAUCAACUGUUUACUGUACAAAUAGAUUAAGGUAUUAUAAGUAGUGAACUCUUAAUAUAAUAAAAACAAAUUGAAACAGAACUAACAACAAAAAUAGAAAAUUAUCAACCAUUUCCUUUGGUUCAGAAGGGUUUACCUUUAUUUUAUCAUUAAAUAUAUUAAGUAAGUAAUGAUAAUUACUUUAUACUUAUCUAUAAAAAUGCUACUUACAAACCAUUUGGAUAAAGAUAGAUUUUGAAACCUUUUUUUUAUUAUUAUAGAGGUGUUCAUAACACUCGAAGAAUGUCUUGGUCGCUUCUACCCUCCGUUUGGUUGCUUCACAUGAUAGCUGUUAGUUCUGUUUUGAUUGUUGUCGUAAAAUAUAUCUCUAAAAUUUGAAUUACUAUACUGCAUUUCGAUGAAUUACACGAAUAUGAUUAUCUGCCAGUAUUUUAUUAUUGUAAAUAUUAAAUGUGUUAUAUUAAACUGAAUCAAAUGGGAA
This is a messenger RNA of Leguminivora glycinivorella, 4386 nucleotides long. RefSeq lists its product as uncharacterized. Bases 305 to 1909 code for a protein of 534 amino acids. The record is from RefSeq and is a predicted model, not a curated record. Lineage: Eukaryota; Metazoa; Arthropoda; Insecta; Lepidoptera; Tortricidae. The transcript is spliced from 5 exons.